This is a messenger RNA of Leptosia nina, 477 nucleotides long. The record is from the annotation of a GenBank genome assembly. NCBI's taxonomy places the organism in Eukaryota, Metazoa, Arthropoda, Insecta, Lepidoptera, Pieridae.
AUGAACAGAAUGCUGUCAAACAGGUUUCCAUAUAUUGCUGUUAAUAAUAAGAACUACCAGAAAAUAUGUAAAUUGCAUACAACAUCAUUUAGUCGUACAGCUUUUAAGGCCGGCGAUAAAAUAAGAAUACAAAAAACGUUGACCCAAAAAGACCUUGAUACAUUUUCAAAUCUCACAAGUGAUCACAACUACCUACAUAAAAAUAAUGGUAAUAAAAGACCGAUUGUGCAUGGAGCUUUUUUGAAUGGAUUGGUCGCUGGUCUUAUUGGAACACACUUGCCUGGUCCUGGUACAGUCUUGGUAUCUCAAACUAUGAAAUUUCCAAAUAAAUGUUUUGUUGGUGAGAAAUUGACAAUCAGUGUUGAAUUGGUUGAUGUACGCAAACUGUUGAAGGUGAAAUUUUUUUGUGUGGUGGAAGAAGAGAAGAAGGUUGUGUUUGAAGGUGAAGCAAAGUUGAUGUUAGCUAAGGAAUCUUGA